GCCUUCCGCGCCAUGGGGCCGUGGCAGCGCCUGCUGCUCUCCGGCGGCCUGUCGCUGCGAGCUGGAGGCGCAGCCCCCGACCCUCGCGGGGUUGGCCGAGCUCUGGCUUGCAGGCGCCAGUUUUCUGGCGCUGAGAGUGAGAACUUAAGGCAAAGAAGAACACAGAUCAUGUCCCGAGGACUUCCAAAGCAGAAACCAAUAGAAGGCGUUAAGCAAGUUAUAGUUGUGGCCUCUGGCAAGGGUGGAGUUGGAAAAUCUACUACUGCAGUGAACCUUGCACUUGCGCUAGCAGCGAAUGAUUCGUCAAAGGCCGUUGGUUUGUUAGAUGUAGAUGUUUAUGGUCCUUCAAUUCCAAAGAUGAUGAAUUUGAAAGGAAGUCCUGAAUUAUCACAAAACAACCUAAUGAGGCCUCUUUUGAAUUAUGGUAUUUCUUGCAUGUCUAUGGGCUUUCUGGUUGAAGAGACUGCACCAGUCAUAUGGAGAGGCCUUCUGGUAAUGUCAGCCAUUGAUAAACUAUUGAGGCAGGUAGACUGGGGUCAACUGGACUAUUUAGUUGUUGACAUGCCACCAGGAACGGGAGAUGUGCAGUUAUCGGUUUCACAGAAUAUUCCCAUUUCAGGUGCUGUGAUCGUCUCCACGCCUCAGGACAUUGCGCUGAUGGAUGCUCACAAGGGUGCCGAGAUGUUUCGGAAAGUCCAUGUGCCUGUUCUUGGCCUUGUGCAAAACAUGAGUGUGUUCCAGUGUCCGAAAUGUAAACACAAGACUCAUAUUUUUGGUGCCGAUGGUGCAAGGAAACUAGCGCAGACCCUUGAUCUUGAUGUUCUAGGCGACAUUCCCUUACACCUCAGCAUAAGGGAAGCUUCAGACACAGGCCAGCCAGUCGUAUCUUCUCAACCUGAAAGUGAAGAGGCUCAAGCUUACCUGCGGAUUGCUGUGGAAGUGUUAAGAAGAUUGCCACCACCUCCAGAAUGACACCCCAAAUGCCCUGGAAAUUGUUCUGGUAUUUGAAUGUAAGAGGACUAAUGGAAACAAGCAUUGUGGUGGUGUGGAACCCACAAACAAUAGCAGUCAGGAUUGUUUUACUUUAUUUCUGAAGAAAUAAUCUUUUAUAUUCAGAUUUGAUCUGUGAGCUCUGACCCACAUGUAAUUUUCAUGUCCCAAUGCUAACUUCUGUUCUUAGGACUGUUUUAAAAGUUGAUGUAGGGCUGGGGAGAUUGCUUAGUAGUUAAGGCACAUGCCUGCGAAACCUAAGGGCCCAGGUUUGAUUCUCCAGGUCCCAUGUAAGCCACAUGCACAUGGUAGUGCGUGUGUCUGGAGUU
Jaculus jaculus (lesser Egyptian jerboa) is the source of this 1319-nucleotide messenger RNA. RefSeq names its product nucleotide binding protein like (gene Nubpl). Gene Ontology annotation, biological process: mitochondrial respiratory chain complex I assembly; iron-sulfur cluster assembly. Gene Ontology annotation, molecular function: ATP binding; 4 iron, 4 sulfur cluster binding; ATP-dependent FeS chaperone activity. Gene Ontology annotation, cellular component: mitochondrion. The record is from RefSeq and is a predicted model, not a curated record. The transcript has 11 exons. The coding region runs from base 13 to 972 and encodes 319 amino acids. NCBI's taxonomy places the organism in Eukaryota, Metazoa, Chordata, Mammalia, Rodentia, Dipodidae.